Messenger RNA from Cololabis saira (Pacific saury), 7550 nucleotides. RefSeq names its product homeodomain interacting protein kinase 3b (gene hipk3b). The record is from RefSeq and is a predicted model, not a curated record. Gene Ontology annotation, biological process: peptidyl-serine phosphorylation; peptidyl-threonine phosphorylation. Lineage: Eukaryota; Metazoa; Chordata; Actinopteri; Beloniformes; Belonidae. Gene Ontology annotation, cellular component: nucleus; cytoplasm; PML body. Bases 271 to 4224 code for a protein of 1317 amino acids. Gene Ontology annotation, molecular function: protein serine/threonine kinase activity; ATP binding; protein tyrosine kinase activity. The transcript is spliced from 16 exons.
GCUGCGAGAGAACAGGGACAUAUUAGCGGCUGGCAGGGCCGCGGAGCCGCUCGUCUAGACAGCCCCUUCAGAGAUGGCCAACGCCGCCCAGAGAGGAGCCGGGCCCGUCUGAACGGUGUCGCCACAGCCCGGGGUCGGUGUGCUGUUCCCGGACACGCGUAUGCCAGAAGUAUUUGAUGUCUGAAAUGCGGGAGACGGCGGCUCGGCCGAGGGCGAGCUCUUCCUUCCUGUCGUCUGGAACAAGAUGGCAGCAAUGCAGGCGAGCUGUGCAUGCUAUGGCUUUAUAAGUCCAUAACAUGCCCGGAGAAGCCUCGGAUUAAACUCAUAGCGACUCUAUGUGAAGGUAUGGCCUCACAAGUCUUGGUCUACCCACCACACAUUUAUCAAACCCAGACAAGUGCCUUUAGCAGUGUGAAGAAACUCAAAGUCGAGCCCAGCAGCUGUGUGUACCAUGAGAGGGCCCAUCCGCGGACUUAUCUGAACAGCAGAACCCUUGGCAUCGUGCACCCGACUAAACAAGCUGACUCGUUUGUGAACCGAGACCUAGCAGCGGGACUGAGAGUACGUGGACGACAGGAGCACCCGGUGCAGACGGUGGUGGUCCGGGGUGUACAACGACAACAGCCCGACAAAAGGGGAGGUGGACCAGGCCCACUUGUGGCCCAGAAGCAACAGGAGGCAGGGGUUGUCCAAACGCAGGGCAAAGGGAAACAGCAUCAGACAGACAUAGCAAGUGGGAGCAGCAGUGGAGCAACAAGGGCAGGAGGAGGGGGAAGGGGAGAGGGCUGCAGUGGAGGAGUCGAGGGAGGAGGACGGGAGGAGGAGGAGGGGGACGGAGAAGAGCACUGUGGAGGUUUGAACUCAGCCGACAGCUCUCAGCGAUGUGGGCUGAAACGUAAAAGUGAGGAGCUGGAAAACCGAGGGAGCACCAUGCAGAUCGUGGAGGAACUGUCAAUGUUGCCGGCCAUGUUGCAAACGACGAAUGUGGGGAAUGCAGCCGUGACGGCGCCAGCGGCUGUCGGGGCUGCGGGAGGGGGUCCCUCGAAACAGGGUGUUGGGCAUGGGGGUGUAGGUGCUGCAGGAGGGACAGGAGGGGUGGAUGGAGACUAUCAGGUAGUACAGCAUGAAGUCCUGUGUUCCAUGAAGAAUACUUAUGAAGUGCUGGAUUUCUUGGGGCGGGGCACAUUUGGCCAGGUAGUAAAAUGCUGGAAGAGGGGAACGGGUGAGGUGGUGGCGGUGAAGAUCCUGAAGAACCACCCUUCAUAUGCACGGCAGGGUCAAAUAGAAGUUGGCAUCCUUGCUCGUCUGAGUGGGGAGAAUGCAGAUGAGCACAACCUGGUGCGAGCCUUCGAAUGCUUCCAGCACCGCAGCCACACCUGCCUGGUGUUUGAGAUGCUCGAGCAGAACCUGUACGAUUUCCUGAAGCAGAAUAAGUUCAGCCCGCUCCCCCUGAAAGUGAUAAGACCUGUGCUCCAGCAGGUUGCUACAGCUCUGAAGAAGUUAAAGAGCAUGGGUCUGAUCCAUGCAGACCUCAAGCCAGAGAAUAUAAUGCUGGUGGACCCGGUGAGGCAGCCCUACAGGGUGAAGGUGAUAGACUUUGGUUCAGCCAGUCACGUAUCCAAAGCAGUAUGUUCAACGUACCUCCAGUCUCGGUACUAUAGGGCUCCAGAGAUUAUUCUGGGAUUGCCGUUUUGUGAAGCCAUAGACAUGUGGUCACUAGGCUGCGUGAUAGCUGAACUGUUUCUGGGCUGGCCUCUUUACCCCGGGGCCCUGGAGUAUGACCAGAUUCGCUACAUCUCUCAGACACAAGGUUUACCAGGAGAACAUUUGUUGAAUGCAGGGACAAAGACGGCACGGUUCUUUUGCAAAGAGUCUGAUUCACCUUAUGCAACAUGGAGACUAAAGUCAACAGAUGAGCAUGAGACGGAGACGGGAAUGAAAUCAAAGGAAGCAAGGAAAUACAUCUUCAGCUGUUUGGAUGACAUAGCGCACGUGAACUUGAUAAUGAACCUGGAAGGUAGUGACUUGCUCGCUGAGAAGGCGGAUCGCCGGGAGUUUGUGGGCCUGCUGAAGAAGAUGUUGUUGAUUGACGCAGAAGAGAGGAUUGCCCCGGCCGAUGUCCUGAUCCACCCCUUUGUGACAAUGCAGCACCUGCUUGACUUUCCCCACAGCAGCCACGUGAAGUCAUGUUUCCACAUCAUGGAUGUUUGUUGGACUCGUCCCAGUGCGUAUGAGGCUGCAAACCGAAAUAAAGGUCCUUUCGUUAGACCUGUAACUACAACCGCUGCUGCCUCAGCCAACCACCCCUUCAGCAAGAUCCCUGCAGUUCACGCUCAAGGGUUAGCCCCAUCAGCCCCCUCAGUGAUUCACCCUGGAAUACCAAUGCAGACAGGAAGUGGGCAGUUUGGUUGCACCGAGUCCUUCCAGCAGGCUCUUAUUUUAUGUCCCCCUACCAUUCAAGGUAUCCCUACCAACUCAGCUAAACCAACUGGCUACUCUGUUCGUAUGGAGGCGUCGGUGCCUCUGGUCACUCAAGCCCCCUCAAUCCAGCCCUUACAAAUCAGACCUGGAGUCAUCACACAGGCAUGGUCGAGUCGUGCACAGCAAAUCUUGGUGCCCACUUGGCAGCAGGUCACAUCCGUGCCCCCACCACCAACCACUCUGGCAUCUGACACUGUGACGGGCUCACAGAGAUUGGGUGAUUGGGGGAACGUGCGUCCCCACGGUAACCAUUAUGGUUCCAUGAUUACGCAUCCUCAGCCAUUCUUAACCAACCAAAUGAGCAUAUCCACCCACCAGCCGAUCAACAUUGGCAUUGCACAUGUGGUGUGGCCGCAGCCAGCUGCCAACAAGAGGGCAAAGCCUUGUGUGAACAGAGGCAGCAACUUCUCCCAAAACACGAACAUCCAAAAUUUAACAUGUCAGUCCCCAAAGAUGGCCGAUACAGCAAAGAAUGUGGAAGAGGUGGUGGAGGAGGAAGCCAGAUGUCCAGAGGAAGGGCACUCUGCGGGAGAACAGCAAGCAGCAGUGCAGGUGGAGGAUGACGAUGAUGAAGACCACUGCUGUAAAGUGGAGCCAGACUGUGAGGAGCUCUCAGUUUCGCAGGAGCAGCGGCAGCCGAUGGUGAUAUCUGACCCUGCCAGCCCGACUGCCAGUGUCAUCAGUAUCAGCAGUGAUGAGGAGGGCGCACAAAGACACACGAUGGGGGAGUGUAAGGGCAGUGCAGAUUGUGAGGCGUGUCAGAGCACCGUGAGUAUGGAGAGAGUCUGCUCUCUCAGCAGUCCAGACAGCACGCUCAGCACCAGCUCUUCAGCCUCAGCCCAGUCCAGCAAUUCACCUUGCAAGCACCCCAACAGCAUGUCGUACGAUGAUCAGGAGAGCGGUUGCGACACAGUGGACAGCUCGCCUGCCUCUCACACGUCUGGCCACAGCAGCAGUCCCUUCCCUGAGCGCCGCUACAUCGCUAACAGCAACCAGAACUGCGAGCCUCGCGUUGCGUGCGUAGCCCCGGAAACCGAGCCCAGCCGACCGACAGUUCGCACUGUGGUGGUGCCUCCGAUGCGCGUGCAAAACAACAACAACGCUUCGGUCAGAGAAACAUUUGGACAUGCAGAGUCUUCGUGCCAGGCCAAACGGCGGGGCAUUCCUGGGCGACAGCACCACCACUCCACCUCGCUCCUCAACAGGCCGCAGAAAAUCACCCCUGCAUUCCCGCCGCCGCAGCAGCAGCCUAUUGGAUUUGGGCAGGUGCAGCAUUUCACUCCCUGCCACCAGGAAUGGAACGGCAACUUUGCUCACCGGCGACCACAUGCCUACAUCCCUCCCACCAUGCACGGGCACACAUUCACGCUCUCCCACAGCAGCCCAAACCACACAACGGGCCCCCACCCCCACCCCCACCUUGGAGGGCACCCGCCCUCCCAGCCCACCUUACUGUCGUACCCGCCGUCUGGCCCCCUGGUCACGGCCGCCCCCGUGGCGCACCUCCUGGCCUCUCCUGGGGCCUCCCGGCCCGUCCUGCAGCCCACCUACAGCAUCUCCCACCCAGCAGGCAUCGUGCAUCAGGUGGCUGUGGGCAUCAACCCCCGCCUGCUCCCCUCCCCCACCUUGCACCCCCAGGGCCAGUUCAAACCCCUCUUUCCCCCGCACUCCUACAUUGCCUCGCCCGCUUAUGGCAGUUUCCCGCUCAGCCCUACCAAAAUAAACCAGUACCCUUACAUCUGAGCAUGGCUGCUCUGGUACCCUUCAUACCACCCGAGGGCUAAGCAGACAGGGCGAAGUCUAUCUUUAACCACAUAAAACAUGGCUUUCAUUUCCGAAAACCAUGGCACAACCACAGAGAGAAGCAAGCUAUUUUUUGAAUCAUGUACACCUGUGUGUAAUUGAACUUUAAGCUUUAAAAAUAAUAACAAAAAAAAGAAAGAGUUCCAAUGAUGGAGAUGAUUUGGCAAAAAUUACGGAGGAAAUAAUGUAUGAAUGACUGAAUGGAAGAAUGAAUGAAUAGUUAAACUCACACUUAAUGUGUUUUUGCACAUUUGAUAUAUCUUUGCAUUGGAUCUUCUACGAAUACUCCUCAAGACAGGUAAAUAAUUGGGGUGUUGUUGAAUAGUUAGACUUUGCACCCCUGAUCCCAGCUAUUUUUCUAUAAUGCCUUCUUACAUGUGCAAGACACAUACAUAUUUGUGAAGCCAUCCCAGUCUCUAGCUCUAGAUUGACAGAUGCACAUGUUGUCCACAGUGUACAUUGUACUGCGUUUGAAGUAUUUGUACCGUUUCGGUGUCUUUAGGUGUUAGCAAUGUCAAGUCAAUUAUCCGAUUUAAAUAGGGUUGUUCCUCACGCUGCAUGUGGUUUUGCAUGAGCAAAAAUGUAAACGGAAAGAUGCAUAGACGUUGCUCUUAUUGUUUGUGUCACAAGACUCGCUGCAUUGUAUAACUGUCCCCAGCCAUAGUGCCUUACAUAUUUGAGGUUGUUAAUGUUACUACUUAUAUAUGACUAUAUUCAUGAAUAUUAAUGUACUGGACUGCAGCACUUGAAAUUCCAAUCAGUCGAUGCAUCCUAUGUGUGAGUAUGUAUAUGCACAUGUGUAUAUGUUCAUGCAUAGCUUGCAUGGAUGUGAUAUAUCGCGGAUAGCGGUGCUUACGUUUUGGAGUCUGUGUAUAUUUCAGCGUGUAGUGAGUUACUUUUCUGUUCUCUCAAGAACAGCAUGCUUUGCUGUUGCAAAUGCCUGCUGUUUCCUUAAAUGUUUUCAUUUUUAUUUUAUCCGUUUUAUUUUUCAUUCUCUAAGUUCCCGAAUGAACUAGUGUACAAAGUGCAAGUACUGAAUAUUGCUUAAUAUUUGAUAAUCACUUUCUAUUUAGUGAACUCUUACUACUAACAGUAUUUGUACUGUUUGAAACUGCAAUACAAUCUAAAUAGCCGUCGAUUAUGUUUCUUUUUUUUCUUUUUUGUCUUUGUAUUUUCAUUUUUAAGUGUUUUCACUUUUUUUGUUUUGUUUUAGAUAUUUAGAAGUGUGGUGGGCAUGGCUUUGAUUAGGUAAGGAAAAAAUGCAAAUGAAUUCAUGGUAUGGAAUCUUCUAAGCCUGAGCAAACCAUGCAGUAUUCGAUAUACACACAUAUAUGGACAUAUAUUAUAGAGCUAGACUAUUAAGUACAGAUGCUUGAUACAGGUGUGAGUUAAUUGUGUGCAAUUCUCUCAUUUAUGCAUGUGUGACAAAGUUAACUUUUUUCCCUUUACAUUUUACCAUUUGUUAAAGGCUUAAUGCUUAUCGGUGUCAACAGCUUCUUUUAUACAUUCCGUCAGGGAGUAUAUGUAUGUGUGUGUGGUGUGUGUGUGUAUAUGUAUAUAUAUGUGUAUAUAUAUAUAUAUAUAUAUAUAUAUAUAUAUAUAUAUAUAUAUAUAUAUAUAUAUAUAUAUAUAUGCGUGUGUGUGAUGGUUGCACCAGUCUACAUAUAUGUAUAUAUGCAUAUAUAUGUAUGUGUAGAUAUGCUGUGUGUGUAUUUUCUCGGUUCCUUUUAUUAGUCGUGUGUAAUUUUUUUUUGGGUCAUUUUAUUUUCAAAUGAAGUUGCUUGUGCAGCACCAAAGACUGUAAUUCAUUUCUUUGAGCAAGGUAGCUAUUCUGUUCGCAUAGACCUCAGUUAUACUGUAGUUGUAGAGUGAGGUUAAAAUUAAAACAAAAAAAGUUAUAUUUAAAAAGAAAAACCAACAAAAAACAGCCAAUGUUUUGUCUAGCUUAUUGGGCAAUUAAUGAGUCGUAUCAUUUCUUUCUUGAAUGUAUCAUAGAUAAGCUGCUAUAUGAUGAUUGCCACUUCAAUAGCUGUGAAAUUAGGUGAUUUCUCUGAGUUUUAAACCUAGCAUUUUGUAUAGGUCCCUAAUUAUCUGAAAUAGAAGUGGUUUUGAUUUUUGUGUUUUGCGUUCAUAUUUGGAGUGUCACUGUAACUACUGUAUUGCUGAUGAUAAACAUUAGUUGCAUUUGUUGUUUCUCGGGGUGCGUGUUUUUGCAUCAGUAUUUUAUCCUUAUUAACCUUUCGGGCUCGUCACUGCAUAUAAAUGAUGUAUUGAUGUAACUUAAUUUUUUGUAUGUUUUCAUAUUGAUGUUUUGUACACAUCUGAAGCUGUAGCUUGCAGGAUUGAUUUAACUUUCUCAUUGUACCGUGUACUACCAGUACUCCUUUGUGAGUUACAGGAGCACUGUGAGAUGCCAGGAAGAAAAAAAGAAAUCCAUUUUGUCCCUCGGAAAGAUUCUGCAUUUCUCACACGUCACAUACAAACACACUUACCCACUAAGCACUUAAUGCAGGUAGUGAGGCUUGGAAGGUUUGGGUGAUUAGACUGUGCAACAUAAAUUUAGCCCAGUGUUUUUGUCUCAAAAGAUAUUUUACAAACAAUUUGAAGUAUUUAUUGCAACCUUUUUUAAUCUGUUCAAUGUUAUAUUUAAUUAGAAUAUCAGUUUCACGAUUGAUAUUCUGAACUGCCUUGAGUUCAGAUCGCUCUCCCCUUUAUGAGUGCCACAUCCGAGAGUGGGUUUUUUCGUCAGUACGAAGCGGUGGCCAGCGUUAUGUUCCUGUAUUGAAAUUGAGACAGUGCAAGCAGCACUGUGCAUGUGCCUUGAGAUUCAGUAAUCGAGAAUUCGUGAUGAUGACGCCUCACCCCUGAAGGUGGAAGGCAGAGAAUCCAGGUAACAGUCUUUGACCAUGUAAGCAGUCUCUUAAUGGCCACGAAAGAGAAAAGGAAAAAAUAAAAUAGGAGCUCAUGACAUCAUUCCAGAGAAUUUGACUCCUGAUCAGCCUCUCUGUGAUAACACACUGAUUCAAACAAAAAACACACACACACACAGACAUAGACUUUGAAUGAUAUGACACUCUACAAUAUUUGGAUAGUCACUCUGAUGCAAUACUCUAUAUUUUGCGGUCAUUGCACCACCAAGUGUUCUUAGAUCUCUCCAUGCUUUAUGUUACCUUGCAUGUACACACGGGUUGCUUCAACGUGGCCUCUGUUGUGUCGGUUAAGGCCACGUGGGAGUAACCGGAGCACAGUUGACAACACUGGCCUUU